GGUACCACACCAACUCUCGCUGUAUUUCAACUACGCGACCGUAUUUUUAUUGUAAAACUCACGUGCUUUGUUCAUUCGCGCCGUUUUUCAUAUUACAAUGUGUGUGUGAAUGUGUUAUUUGUAUUUUCAUUAACUGACAAACAUGUUCACAAGGUUUGAUGCAAACAAAUCGACCAAAGGAGCCAGCAAGCUACGAAGAGACCUAAUAAAUGCAGAAAUAGCAAAUUUGCGUGAGUUAUUACCUUUACCACCAUCGACGAGGCAAAGGCUUUCACAACUGCAGCUUAUGGCACUAGUCUGUGUAUAUGUCAGGAAAGCUAAUUAUUUUCAACAAGCAUUCAAAUGCCAUGAUGUGGGAUUGCACCAGUCACCAACACCCAACAUCGGAUUUUCAAAGAAAUUCUUUUUGUUUCAGGCAUUAAACGGCUUUCUGAUGAUGAUGACUCAAAAUGGUAAGCUGUUGUAUAUAUCGGACAAUGCUGCGGAGUACCUGGGACAUUCCAUGGUGAGUGUUUUACAGGAGGACCUCCUAAUCCAUGGAGAUAGUGUAUACGAUAUUAUAGAUAAGCAAGAUCACCAAGCAAUCCAAUGUGAAUUGGGACGGCCAGUAAAUUCAGGAUCAAAUACUAACACUAGUGAAGAAAUUCGUUUAUUUUUAUGUAGAAUGAAUGUUUCUAGAAAUGCAAGAAGACAAAUGAGGUUCGGGGACCAAAAGGUAGUGCUGGUGCAGGGUCGAUACUUGUCGUUUUUGCCAUUAUGCAGUCGAAACGAACCAGUCUUCCUGGCCACCUGUACGCCAGUGGCAAUGCCAGAAACUAGAGAGUGUGUCGUGCAGGGCGCCACCAACGUCUUCACUUCAGUACACUCGAUGGAUAUGCGAUUCAUCCAUAUAGAUAACAACGGCGAAUUCUACUUGGGUUUUCCGCGCGCCGAUCUGCAGGGGGUGUCCUGGUACCGGCUGCUGCAUUGGGAAUGCACGCGUGAGGCCCAGACAAAACACCGGCUGAUCACCCAAUCGGAACAGGAGCGUUCGUGUAUUCUGCUGGCGCAGUUUCAGCGUCGCUCUGGCGAUUGGAUCUGGAUGCAUUGCGUCCUACAAGUCAAAGAAAGCUCCGAAAGCAGUCAACAGCCUGUCAUCGUUUGCACCAACCAAGUACUCAGUGAGGCUGAAGCGGCUGUUAUGCGAACUAACAACUGGCUGUAUCAUUAUUAUUCAGUACAAAAUAAACUACAGUAUGGGCUUGCCUACGACAUUGGACCUCCAUCAAGACUCCUGUACUAUCCAGAGAAUCCACCAGGACAAGAAUUCUCCAGCAGUCACGAGGCCGGAGGAUAUCCCAAUUUAACUGCAAUGCCAGCAUCGAUACAAACACACCUCACGCACCGCUCAACUCACACACACCCUCAUCAUAGUCAACACCACCACCAACAUCGACGUGUAGAUUCCGAACCAGUAGAUUAUUCAUAUAGUAAGAGAAAACCCAAAGAACUUCAAAAUCUCGAAUUAACCAGAGACGCGGAAUCUUCUGAUGUUGAAGGUGGCAGUACGGGACUCCUUAUAAUUUCUCAUAUAACGGAACGGCCGAGAACUCUUCUUAAAGUAGAUCCAAGUGAACUCAUGGAUCAGUGGAAUCCAAGUCCGCCAUGGUCUGACACCUUACAAAAAGUUCCUGAUUUAUGUCAUCAAGAGUUAAGUCCAUACGUGGGAAGUGCACCGCCAACUCCAACAGCAACUCCCAGUACCCAGACUGGCAGUGCUUUUUCGUUUGAUUGGAUGCCGGAACAAUAUGUUCCAUCCAUAACAACUGUGCCUUCUACAGACGAUGCCGAAAGACAAAUAUAUUGGCCUUCUGAACACAGAUUAUUCCCUUUACAGCCUCCUCCAAAAAGGAAUCACCCCCCUUCACGGCGUUCUGAAUCAGCUGACCGUGAUACUCCUUAGUAUUAGCGAACGAUAUAGGCCCAGUGCAAUACUACCGAAUUUAGCUUAUUUAUUUUUAUUCUUUAGAAAUGGUAACGCACUAUAUUGUUAUUGUUCCUAUUCCACAAAUAUUCCAGCGGAAACCUUAGUAAGUAUACAACCAAAGUUACUGGCGUUAUUAACUUUUUCAUUGCUGUUGAAAGUAAUACAAGUUUAGUCGCUAGUCACUUUACAAAAUAAGUAUUUACUCGUAGAACGUCUCAAUUUAUACAUUUUACAACAAAUUUAAUAAAGCAAACAUUAGAACAAUCAAAUACUGUCAAAACCGUGACAACAACAACUUUUUACCAAUGAUUCCUAUGACGUGUUCAUCCAAAAUGGCCAUUGCAAAUAGUUUAAGCAAAUUUAAUAUUUCUCCCAUGGGACACACGGUAGUGUCAUUCUACAAAUGAAAAAUUAUAACAAUCCCCAAUUUUCAAAGUUCUGAAAAGCGGCGCGUCGUUUCAGUGCUACACCGUGCCUCUGUAUGGUGUAGGAUAAUGACAAAAAAUAUUUGGAAUAGUCGCAUGAAAAUGAAAAAGCAAAGUUUUGCACAAUUUUAUUUUUUUCUAGGGCUUGUUUGAUUUCAAAAUCAUGUUAAUUUGACUCUGAAUUUAUUUUAUGAUAAAAUAAAUUAUUAAAAAUGAAAGUUUUGGUAGGUAUAAAUCGAAAGGUGAACCUCAACCCAAAUUUUGUAUAACAGAUUCCUUUUUUUUGCUUUGAUUUCCUCUUAUUUCUUUGAUUUUGUCAUGAUUACCCCAUAUUUCCCUCUGGUUUGCUCAUAAUUUCUCCUAAUUUUCUCAAGAUUUUUCCUGAUUUUCCAACAAAUGAACAAAAAAAUGUACUUGCGUAUGAUUAAUAAUUUCCCCCGAUUUUAACUAAAAUUUUUAAUUUUAAAUUCUUUUAGUUUUCCUAAUUUUGUACACCAAUUUCCUCUAUGGAUUACUCCUCGGGGAGAACCGCAACCCAAAUUUUGUACACCAGAUUUCCUUUUUUGCUUUGAUUUCCUCUUAUUUCUUUGAUUUUGACAUGAUUUCCCCAAGAAUUCUUCUGAUUUUCCCAUAAUUUCUCCUAAUUUAACAACAAAUGAACAAAAAAUCUACCUGCGUAUGUGCAUUUUUCAAUGAUUUCCCCUGAUUUCCUCAUAAUUUCUUUUAGUUUUCCCAAUUUUGUACACCAGAUUUCCUUUUUUGCUUUGAUGUACCCUGAUUCCUUUGAUUUCCUCAAGAUUUUCUCUGAUCUUCUCUGACUUCCUCAUAACAUCCUCUGAUUUAUUCAAUAUUUCCCCUAAUUUGUCAACAAAUGAAUAAAAAACUUACUGGCGUAUGCGCAUUUUUCAGCAACUUCGCUUGAUUUCUUCUGAAUCCUCAAUUUUUUACAUCAAUUUCCUGUGCGAUUUACCCCUAAGUGUAAAUUGUAUUGUAAAAUCCAAUAAAUGAACUAGAAUCCCCACUAAAUAGAGUCCAAUGAGAAAUCGCAAAAAGGAAACAGAUAGUACCUACUAUAAAAUUACAAUACAAUAAAAAACGGACACAUUUACUUCGAAAAUUAGGGAUCGUAAAAUUUUUAUAGGGGCUACAACUGACUUAUAGUAAAGCCAGUAGGUACUUCAGCACACAAUUUUAUUCGAUAAAAUACAUAUGAUUUGCAGAAUCAUAUUUAAAAAAUAAAGUAGUUUGGUAAAUAAAAAAAAAAUUUGAAAAUUGUAUUUCUCAAGUCAAGUCAAGUAGAGAGUACGACAAAGCAAUUCGUUUUUUUUUUAAUUCAAAAACAUUUACAGAAAUGCGAAGCUAUACUACGGUUCACUGCAUACACAAAAACAAAUUGAAACGUUUAACACUAAGAAGACUAUCAAAAUCAUUAAGAAGCAAAUCUUAAUAAAUUUUAAUUUUAAUUUAAACCCAGUAAAAAUUUCAAAAUAAAUACGUAUUGAUACCAUACUCACAUAGAAACAAGCUAGUCUUCACUUUUCUCUUAACGCAGUAAAAAUAUUUUCGCUAACUAAUAAAAAUGACUAAUAAUGAGUUCUCUUGUUCUACUACAAUUAAAAAUAAUAAUAGUGCUAUAGGUAGCCCACAAUCUUUCUUCCAUAAGGAAUGAAAAAUCAGUUAUUGAAGCUACAUUAACUCGCAUAUCGACUGGAAACAUUUGUUAUUAAUUACUAUGAUCGUGGCGGUUAUAGUUUAAGAAACUGCAAAAAAUUUAACGAAAUUUUAAAAAAUAUGAGCAUUCAACAGCAUACUUUUCAUCAUUUUUAAUCGAAGCAAUUUUUUUAUUUCACUUUAGUUUGCCUGCCUUGACAUAUGCUCUGUACAGUAGAUUUUUAAAAUGAAAAAAUAAUUAAAAAGCAACUUUUUAUCAAAUAUCUUUCUUUUUUCAUUUAGAAGAUUUUUUUCAGGGACACAAAAAAUAAGUCAUAAUAGUGAUUAAUAUCAAUAAAAGGAAAUGAUAAAUAAACUUUGGCCGAUGUUAAAGCUCUUAUAAUACUUAUACUGUUAAUUUUUUGAUGUUACAAACUAUUGAAAGUAAACUUUUGUAAAGUGUGAAGUAAAAGGCUGAUUCAUCAGCUAUUAGCUGGGUGACAGUUAUCGCAGGAAAUUAAAUAGAAUCUCAUACAUAAUGCCACUAUUUCUUGUUCAAAAGCAUUGAAUGAUAUAUAAUUCCAAUAUAAUUAAUAUAAUUCCAAAGUAAAAGUAUAACUGUUUAGGCAUCGUGUUUGUCCGUAGUAACAAAAAAUAGGUACUUGCAAACCUGAAAAACUUUUUACUUGAAAUUUUCAGAACAAGAGAACACCAUUAUUUAUGGUCUCAUGGCUGUCACGCGUGGAACUGAAGACUCCUGUUGAAAGUCUGCUACUUCGUUGUUAGCGGUAUUGCCGAUUUUUUAAUGUAUCCGUAAAAUCCAAAUAUUAUAAAAUUAUAUUCCUUAUACUUACCGCUAUAAUUACAAAUUUUAGGGUUGGUAGCAAAGGGCGAAUGGCCCAGUGCUAAAUUUGGAGCAAAUAUUUAACUGUUAAAUGCGAGUACAAAUUUCAAAAAAUUAAAUAUACUUAACUAAAUUGUGCUAAGUGCUGAAACAAAGUAAACACUGCAAGGACAUACUGAAAAUUACAUUUACGUUUUGUAGUUAAUAUUUAUAUGAUUGAAUCCAAAGUAUAAUCAAGUGAUGUGAUAAAAUAAAAUAUAAAUGAUUUAAAUCUGAACAAAUAAGAGUAUUAUAUUUUAUCUUUUAUUCUAUAAGCUAGACAAUUUUGUAUAUAUUAUUUAGUUUAAUUUAUACGAUUCGUAAAUACGAAGUAAAUGAAACUAAAUCGACCAUAAUUUCCACUGAAAUAGUUGUGAUUGAUCACAAAAAUAUUUAUUGGUUAAGUUUAUGUCUAAAGUGAAGGAAACCCAAACUUAGGCAUAAACUAAACGGUGAUGUAAGUUCCUGAAACGUAUGUGUAAGUUAAUGUUAAAGAAGUAUAUCCCGUGUUAAACCUAUAAUAUAAACUACCGCUUUUAACAUUUGCCUCUUUUUUUAAUAAAGAAUUUACUUGAAAUUUGUUAUUAAAGUAUCUUUGUGAUUUAUUUCAUAAAAAAAAUUUAUCUGCGAUUUUGCUAUAUAGGUUUGAAACAGGAUUUAUAGUCGAUAUUAUUGUAUCACGUGUAGUGGCUAAAUUUUGUCCAAAAAGGGAAAUUAAGAGAACUUGUGAACAAUUUAUAUAUUUUUUCUUACAAAAGAUUUAGUCAUUACAUAGUGAAAUAAACUUUAUAGGUUCUGCCUUAUCAGUAUUGUAAAAAUGUCUUGAGGCAUUACACGAGAAGUGUUAAUUUAUUAUGUAACAAUUAAGUAAGACUUUGUAUUAAGAAUAUAUACAAAACAUGUUAAUGUAUCAGUAUUAUUUCUUCCUAUUUCAAACGCAGCAACAAAUUCGUUUAUUUAUGUAAAUAAA
Messenger RNA from Tribolium madens (black flour beetle), 5894 nucleotides. RefSeq names its product neuronal PAS domain-containing protein 4 (gene dysf). Gene Ontology annotation, biological process: regulation of transcription by RNA polymerase II. The coding region runs from base 143 to 1942 and encodes 599 amino acids. The transcript is spliced from 8 exons. NCBI's taxonomy places the organism in Eukaryota, Metazoa, Arthropoda, Insecta, Coleoptera, Tenebrionidae. The record is from RefSeq and is a predicted model, not a curated record. Gene Ontology annotation, molecular function: DNA-binding transcription factor activity, RNA polymerase II-specific; protein dimerization activity; RNA polymerase II transcription regulatory region sequence-specific DNA binding.